AGCCGCUGCGGUGUCUCCUGUCGUCGGUGUCAGCAGCUGAAGUCCGGGCUGACGCCGCGGAGAGUCCACCGUGUCUUCACCGAAACCGAAACCGGAGAGAAAACACGAGGAUUAGGAGGAAAACACACAGAACGUCGCACUUUAAACCGCAGCUCCCUCCGUGUGUGUGUGUGUGCGUACAGGCAAGCUAGUUAGCUCCGCGCUACAACAGCUAACAGGCUCCUAGAUGCUAGUUAGUUAGCGUCACCUAGUUAUCUCACCCUCCUCCUCCUCCUCCUCUUCCUCUUUGACAGACAGCUGCUCCUUCAUCAUCACACGAUGGCGUAUAAAAGAAUUUCAAAGGAGCUCACCGAUCUGUCCAGAGAUCCUCCCACUCAGUGCUCAGCUGGACCCGUGGGCGACGACAUGUUUCACUGGCAGGCGACGAUCAUGGGGCCUACUGACAGUCCGUACCAGAGCGGAGUUUUUUUCCUCACUAUUCAUUUUCCUACAGAUUAUCCCUUCAAACCUCCCAAGGUUGCCUUCACGACCAGAAUUUAUCAUCCAAACAUCAACAGUAACGGCAGCAUCUGUCUGGACAUCCUGAGAUCUCAGUGGUCUCCAGCAUUAACCAUCUCUAAAGUCCUUUUGUCCAUUUGUUCUCUGUUAUGUGACCCGAACCCUGACGACCCGCUAGUACCUGAGAUCGCCCGCAUCUACAAAACAGACCCGGUCAGGUACAACAAGACGGCUCAGGAAUGGACUCGUAAAUACGCCAUGUGACCCCGCCCCCUUCAUUCACUGCUGGAAUAUAAACUGUUGUUUUUUGUCUCAUUUUCUCAUGUGGCCACGCCCCCUCCCUCCUUCCCCCCUCCUUCUCAUCAGACAGUAACAGAAAUUUGUUCAUAUCAUCUUUUUUUGACCCCGCCCCUCAACCAUUAGCUUUUUAAAUGUUUUUGUUUUGUGGUGGCGGCGGUGAGGACGGACGGACGGCGUGAACGUGCCAACGCAAAACACUGGCUGAAGACAAACUGUUACACACACACACACCAGUGCUGGACGGGAUCAAUAUAAUAAUCAAUAAUGUAAUGCAUGUGCCAGUGGGCGGGUCCAUGUGCUGCGAGCGCAGUUUUUGUUUAGCGUUAGCUCGUCGAUCGGCGCUGACGCCGCUCUCUCUGCACUGAUGACGAAACGAUCGACUCAUCGCUCUCAUGUUUUUCUGUUUUUUCUCAAUAAAGUUCAACAAACA
Messenger RNA from Solea solea (common sole), 1228 nucleotides. Its product is annotated as ubiquitin-conjugating enzyme E2 D2-like. The coding region runs from base 319 to 762 and encodes 147 amino acids. The record is from RefSeq and is a predicted model, not a curated record. Gene Ontology annotation, biological process: ubiquitin-dependent protein catabolic process; protein polyubiquitination. The transcript has 7 exons. Gene Ontology annotation, cellular component: nucleus. Gene Ontology annotation, molecular function: ubiquitin conjugating enzyme activity. NCBI's taxonomy places the organism in Eukaryota, Metazoa, Chordata, Actinopteri, Pleuronectiformes, Soleidae.